Messenger RNA from Branchiostoma belcheri (Belcher's lancelet), 5736 nucleotides. RefSeq names its product polycystic kidney disease protein 1-like 2. NCBI's taxonomy places the organism in Eukaryota, Metazoa, Chordata, Leptocardii, Amphioxiformes, Branchiostomatidae. Gene Ontology annotation, molecular function: calcium ion binding; calcium channel activity; protein binding. The record is from RefSeq and is a predicted model, not a curated record. The transcript has 35 exons. Gene Ontology annotation, cellular component: membrane. Bases 1 to 5736 code for a protein of 1911 amino acids. Gene Ontology annotation, biological process: detection of mechanical stimulus.
AUGAGGAGGUCGAGUGGCGAGUUGCUGAUCCUCCUGGCAGCUUGCAUCAUCCACGUGGACCAUUGUGCGUGUGAACGGUUGGACUAUGAGCGGGACCUUUGCACUGACGCGAGAGUGGUGGUGGGGAACAAGUACUACACCAUCGUGGAUGACGAGCCGAUGACAUUCGACCAAGCAAAGUCCACCUGCGGUAGUGUGGGCGGCCGCCUGGCAUCCACCCGAUACCCUGCUCACUAUCGUGCUUACAGGGAGCUAAUGAAUACGGUGAACGGCAGAUACAGGGUUCUGCUGUGUGUCUCCGUCACGCACGGCGGCGGCGUCACCACGGCGGCGGUGUCCUCGUGGGUCGAGAUCGCCCUGUCUCCUGUUAAUAUCCUCAUCACUGGAGGGUCCAGGAGGUCCCAGAGUGGGGGCUAUCUUAUGGGCCAAUUCCAAGAGGAGGCGUACACUAUAGACCCAGAUCUGCAGGUAGAGGAGUCGAAUUCCUACCCCAGGUUCGUUGACAAGUGGGACUGGACCUGUCGCCUCCCAGAAGGAACCUUCAUCAUGCGUGUGGAGAACCCUCACGGAACGUCAGGUCGUGACUGGCUGCCUUACGAACAGGAGGUGACUCUGUUCCCACAGGGAUAUCCCACCUGCUAUAUAAGGUACCUUCCAUCCAACGACCUGGGCCCCGAGCACUCCUUCUAUUGGAGUCUGAAGCAAGCUCCGGACGGGUUCCCCGGCGUGGACUGGGGAAACGACACUCGGACAGGCCAGUAUCAGGAAGAACUCAUCGUCAAAGACCAUGUACCGGGAGAGUACAUCCUUCGUCUGGACAUCCUGACCAAUGGCGUUCUCUGCGUCACCGGCAACUGCAGCUAUGCGGAGUGGAAGUUCACCAUCCCGGCUCCGCCCGCCAACGCGCGCCAACCCGUCUGUGCUGCCGACAUACCGGUACCUCUCUCCUCCGUCGAGUGCAACCGAACGCAGCCGUACAGCGAGGAGGACCCGGGGUGGGCCGGAGAGGGCUGCGAGUGCCGGGAGGUCUCCAACCUCUGCGCCGUUAGCCCGACGGAGGGAAUCGCCCUGACCACCAGAUUUGACCUGAGCUGCCUAGACUUUGAGGGAAUUGGAGCUAUUCGCUAUGAGUACUACUACAGAACACGGGCCACGGCUACAGUCAGCACUCUGGUGACCUCCAAGGAGUCAGGGCAUUACAACUUACUGUACCAUGGGAUGUCGCCGACGCCGCGUCCGUUCAAACUGCCGUCCGGCCUGGCGGCUGAUGACUUCAAGGUCUUCAUUCUAGUGGAGGCGUCCGACCAGCAGGGGACGACAAAAACAAGCGAGCUGGAACUCACGGUUCGGCUGCCUCCAAGUUUCGAAGAGCUUCUAACCGCCAUUGACGAGACCGACGCCGAAGUGCAGCGGGCCAUCCGGUUGGCAAACAAGAUGGAGGCGGUGCACCUGAGCACCAUCACGGCCACAACUCUCAACAACAUCCGCGCUGAGGGCAGCUAUCCAGUGGACGACUGGAGAGCGAAUCGGAACGCCACAGCCACAGCUUUUCGCGCCAUAAAUGAGCUGACUGACGGGAUUCUGAAGGGCAAGAAAAGAAUGGAAGUCGUCACGAUGAUAUCAUCACAGGACUUCCAGGUGGUGGUGAACAGGACUGACUGUCGAUGGUGGUUCGACUAUGAGAAUCACACCGUCCAUUUUACCAGCUUUGAAGACGGGACUUGGUUCCGACUGCCUCCGCUACGGGUGAUCGUGAAGGCAUACGCUCGUUCAGUUUUGAAAAUUAGGGGUGUCAUCAGCCAGUCUCGACUGCAGUCAAUAGCCAGGGACCAUUUCUGCGCCUCUAGAGGCACACAGGUUUUCCACAGCCGAUGGAGGAACCCUUUCGAGUACGCCACCAACUUCAGCCGCCGGGACCUGAAGGUCGGGAUAGGGGGGCUGCACUUCACCGACGCCUUGGAGAGGAAGGGGAUUUCCGGCCUGGAGGAACCCGUAGAGUUUUCUAUCCUCAGGCACAACCAGUCUGCGGCAGCGAUGGAGUUUGACGACGUUGCAGAAAUUGUGUACGUCCCGUUUAAGUACAACAGCUCCAUCGACCCGCCCGACAUGUACAUCUUCCUGGCUCCCCGGGACCCCCUGGUGUCCCCAGCCUUCACCCUGUACCUGGCGUACGGCAUCAAACCUAACGCCUCUCAGUUCGACCUGACCACUACACUUCCAGUUCCUGCUAACAUGAGCUAUUCGCUUGACCUGGCUGAGAACGUCACGGUGACGUCAGAUCCGUACAGCUGGCGCAUGCGUCUCGGUGACGUAGAUCCGGUCACGUGGGGCGGCAAUGACACCAACUGGUACCUCGGAAUUAAGCGUGCAGAAAUAGAGGGAAACGAUGACGAAGGCGGUUCAUCGGUGCCGCUUGGAGUCUACAUUGAACCGGUAGAAUGUGUCUUCUUCGACGAGAAGCGUCAUUUCUGGAGCCGGAGGGGUUGCGAGGUUGGACCACUGACGAGUCGGACCCACCUCCACUGCCUCUGUGACCACCUGACCAAGUUUUCCGGCCUGGUGGCUCCGAACGAGAUAAACUUCGAGCGCGCGCUGAAAGGGUUCCUCCUGCUGAAGAACCUGAUCCAGAACCCGGUGGGCAUCAUGACGUGCUGCGUGCUGUUCUCCUUCUACAUCGCCCUGUGCGUGCCCUGGACACGGAAAAACGACGCCAAGGACCUCGGGAAGGUCACCACGGCAGCAAUCUUCGAUGACACAGAAGACCCCAAACCUCGUUACUACAUGAGGGUCUUCACCGGGCCGAGAGUUAAUGCCGGGACAACAGCAAAGGUGUCCAUCACGCUUCACGGGGCGGCCCGGGAGUGCGGGCCGUUCCUCCUGCACCAGCCCUACGCCGCCAUGUUUGAGCGGGGGAACGUGGCCGGGUUUGUUCUGUGCACCCAGACCGACCCGGGCUGGCUCACCCACGUGCGGGUCUGGCACGACAACUCCGGCAAGGAGCCGUCAUGGUUUCUGGACAGGAUCAUUGUGGACGAUCUACUGCUGGAAGAGCAGCACUUUUUCCUCUGCAACAGGUGGUUGGCGUUUGAUGAAGACGAUGGGAAAAUAGAGCGGGUUUUGCCUGCAGCCAAGGACGAGCAACUGGUGGCCUUCAGCACUCUGUUCGCUGAUAGAACCACAAAGGACCUGAGAGACGGGCACAUCUGGUACUCUGUGUACGGCCGCCCUGCCAGCAGCCCCUUCACGCGGACCCAGCGGGUCUCCUGCUGCCUGUCCAUCGUCAUGUGCACCAUGCUGGCCAACAUUAUGUUCUUCGGCCGAGGAGACGACUUCGACCAGCCGGAACCCGUCAACAUCUUUGGAUUCGACGUCAAGAUCCCGAUUUCCUGGCCCCAGAUUGUCAUCGGUCUGCAGAGCGCCGCGGUGGUGUUUCCUAUCAACGCAGUCAUCAUCUGGAUUUUCCGCAGCGUCAAACCGCGGCCUGAUAAAGCACACAAGAAGGGCACUUUAGCUACUUCUGGUGACAUCCAAAAAGACAAGUCGGACGGACGUCGACGUGCCAAGCGGUCUUCACAGACCAAGCCAACUUCCACCGAACUGUCAAGCACACAGAUUUACCUGAUGAACGUGGAGCCUUCCUUACCUGAACAGGUACGGAAGGAAGCUGCCCGUGCACAACAGCACAUCAAACGGGACCAAGUCACUCAAAUGACUUCUCCAGGACAGGCCAAGUCUCAAGGGUUCCUCCUGGUGUUCGUGACCACCAACACGGCUGCGUUCUUCGUGAUGCUCUACUCGUUUGAGUUCGGGCGGGAGAAGACGGAGGCUUGGCUGCUCAUCUUCCUGACGUCAUUCCUGUCUGACCUCAUCCUCAUCCAGCCGGUCAAGAUCCUCGCCAUGGCAGCGCUGUUCGCCGUCUUUUACAAGAAAGCAGAUAAACGGGAGGAAGGGAAGAGAUGCGAUCUAAAGCAAUGCGAGGACAUUGCUAAAGAGCAAAAGCAGAGCACACCUACCCCUGCCCUCCCCGGCUCCCCGGAUCUGGCCCAGGCCCGGAUGGUGGCCGUCCGCCGGAGGAAACUCAGGACAAUCCUGAAGGAAGUGUCUGUGUACGCGCUGUUCCUUGGCGUGGUGAUGCUGGCUGCGUACGGACAGAAGAACCACAUGGCCUUUCACAUGUCCAACGAGGUGCAGCGGCUCGUUGUGCACGGCGAGGAAAUGUCUUUCGAAGAGGUGAGUGAUUCGGAGUCCUACUGGACCUGGCUGGAGGACGCAGCCGUCCCGAGUCUUUACCCAGACGCCCCUGCGGCUGGCCCGGACCCGCCCGUUUACCGUGUAGGACCGAUACGGCUCCGCCAGGCCAGAGUCAAGAUGGAUCCUGACUGCCUGACGACAGUGUCCCCAGCAAACCAGACAUCAGGGUGCGGCAGACGCUAUGAUUUCUUCAGUCAGGACGAGGGGCGGUACGGAGAAGGGUGGCUGCCGCUGCCUGCAGUCAACAUCAGCGCUCUCAACGGGACCAACGGCACCGCAGGGACGGCAGACGGGAACAGCACAAGCCCAUGGCGGUUCCGGGCGUCUGAAGAUCUACAGGAGUUGCCCUAUGCGGGAGAGCACAACGUGUAUUUCGGCGGAGGCUAUGUCGCCGACACGUCCCACAACUCAACACAGACCCUGGCAACACUGCGAGAUCUGAAGAACCAUGGCUGGAUCGACAGAGCCACCCGAGCCGUGUUCACGGACGUGACGCUGUACUCGCCCGACGCGAACCUGUUCUCCAUCGUGACUCUACUGGUGGAGUUCCCGGGUGUCGGGGCCGCCUUCCCCCGCUGGGAGGUCCACACCGUCCGCCUCUACCGCUUCCACGGCGCCUGGGACGUCUGGAUGGCGCUCGUCUACAUCUCCGCGCUCGCCGUCUUCACUUUGGUCUUCGCCAUCAGAGAAGUAAGGAAAGCUUACAACAGCGGAGCCCUGUACCUCAUGGACUUCUGGAACUGGGUGGAGGUGAUCAUCAUCCUCCAGUCCCUGGCGGCGGUCGCCACCUUCUUCUACUCCGAGGCAGUUCUGGAAGAGGUGGCUGGCGAUGACGUCACUGGUCUCGCGGGAAACUUCGUGAACUACCGGCGCGCUGCCUUCUGGGACGGGGUCUACACUUACGUCGUCGCCGCUCUGCUGUGCAGCGUGACCUUGAAGAUGACCCACCUGCUGCGGUUCAGCCAUCGCGCGUCUCUCCUCACCCACACCCUCCGACUCAGCGUCCGCCCGCUCUCGGGAUUCUCAGUCAUGUUCUUUCUCUACUUCUUCGCCUUCGCCAUUCUCAUGCAUCUCACCUUCGGCCUGCGCAUGCGCUCCUACAGUUCCUUCGCUCGGACCUUCGAGGCCUUGGUGACCAUCAUAGCCGGUGAUCUGAACUUUGCCGAAAUCUCCACCACGACUGGAAAUCUGGGCGUUUUUGUUCUGUUUCUGUUCGUCCUUGUCUUCAAUAUCUGUUUGAUCGGUUUCUUUGUGGCCAUCAUCGACGAGUCUUAUCAUAUCGCAAAGGAAGAUGAGCAGUUAGAAAGUACUGACAAUGACCUGAAAGGGUUUUUCAAAUAUCAAAUGCAAAAACUAAAACCAAGAAACAAGGCAAGAGAAGCCAGUGUUGAAAACACUACUAUGAUGGGGCCUGGAUAUGCAGAGCUGAAAGUAAAUGUGAUAAAGAGGCUGAGGACAGCUUUUGAUGACUUAGAUGAAAGAUGA